Molecule: messenger RNA, 795 nt
Organism: Phaedon cochleariae (mustard beetle)
Lineage: Eukaryota; Metazoa; Arthropoda; Insecta; Coleoptera; Chrysomelidae
Source: the annotation of a GenBank genome assembly
AUGACGAAGAGUGAUACCAACACCAUUCGUCUCCUGAAUGCCGCCACCGUCAAUGGUUACUCUAUUGUAACCUACCAGCGCCCUCUGAGAGCAUCCGACCAAUACGACAGGCCCAUCUUGACCAAUCGCUCGCAAGCCAUCAUUUGGGCCGUGGGGCCCCUCAACCAGAGGAAAGAGGUGUCCUUCCACACCAGCUACCUCAAGAAGAACGCUCUCAUAGAUUUCGGCAGGCCAGCCAGAUGGAAUUGUCCGAUGCCGGAAACUGACCAGCCUCCCAUGACCUCUGUGCAGAUACCAUCGAGGUCUGUAACCGCUGAACAGAAAGAUUCAGAUGAAUACGAAACCCCAUUGGAAGUAACUACAAAAAGGACAAAUGGCAGACGUCGUGGAGGUAAUAACAGAGGAACAUCAAGACCACAAGAAGAUAGCUAUGAGGAUUCGGAGAAAAGUGCUUCUAGGAACAAGGAACAGAGUCAGGGUGUCCCACCACCGACACCGGUUAAAAAAAGAGAAGCCUGGGAAAUUCCUCCCAUUCAGUGUUACGAGCCAGAAGAUGGAGUAUUCUACGCACAGAUGGGUCCUACUGCCAAAGAUGGUUCCCCCGUGCCCACGGGUACCGGUCGUUUGUGCCACUGGACUCAAACCGGUGAUUUGGAGGCAGACGACUUCCAAUCGUUCGGAGCCUACCAGCGCACUCUAGAGCUGAAAUGCGACCAAGGCGAACCAGGAGUCAUCCAGUGGACGCCUGAUAGUAAUACGCCAGACACUGUCUAUUACCAGUUGCAAAAUCUAUGA